GGGAGAAUAUGAGAGCAAGCAGAGACUGGCUGGGGAAGGGAGAGCCAGAGGGUAGCAGAAGGGAGAGCGGAUGGAUGGUGAGAGAUACAAUGGCAGCUCCCCCAGCCCAUGGGGUAGGAGGCUGCCACCCCCAGCAGCCAGUGGGGAAUAUUCCCCCUAGACAUGGUCAAACAAGCGGCGGGGGGGUUAGCCGAUUUUCCCCUAAGGGCUCAGAAUUUACAAGGCAAAUAUUCCCCCCCACACACUCUGCUCCUAAUGUAGUCUUUGUUUUUUUAAGACAAUCUCAUUAUCUGGGGGGUCUGCCUCCUGCAUGAUAAAUGUUUAGAGCUGACAGGACUGAACAGGGUCCUGCUCUGAUUUCUGUGUCAAACCAGAGUCACUGCUAGCGACAGCAGGCAAGGAAUCCAAUUGGUAUUUGGUUUGGUUUGAUUCGAUUCAGGUUCAGUUCCAUUCAAUAGGUUCGGUUUCUUUUCUGGUUCAAGCCACCCAAAGAAACAAAAUUAGAAGUUCAGUUACCAGUUUAAAUCCUAUUUAAAUCUCAAUGGAGGUAAAUCCAUGAAAGAGAGCUGCAACUUAAAAUGGAAACUGUUUUGAUUUUUGAUUAUUUAUUUUGUAAUUUUAACUUUACGUGAGUUUUCCUAGCGUAUUUGUGUUGUUAAAUAUACAUGAUUAUUUUCCUAAACAAUGUGUUUGAGAAACCCAAAAUAACAUAUUUAAACAUUCACUUUGUCAUAUUGGACCUUUGCAGUGAAAGGAUACAUUUGAGGUCUGGAAAUUUUCUUUUGAUGCUCACUUGUGUUGCUGGAACUGCCAGUACAAUUUUUGCUAGUUGAUAUAGCGUGAGCGUGACAUUUUUCUGAUGUUCCCAUGUUUCUUUCUUAUGGAGAUGUGGCCCAUCUGCGAAUAAAUCAGGAGUUGGCCCAAUCCUUUUUUGGGGCUUUCCUUCAUCCAGAUACCGCUUCCUGUUUGGAGAUUUCACAAGAAGUUCCAAUUCAUCUUUCAAUUUCAGACGUGUCUGACAUUGGUUCUGUAACAUCAUUAUUUCUGACUCAGACAUUUCCAUCUUCAGCCAUGUUCUGGUGUAAUGAAAUUUUGCCUUGACUUUGUCCGGUGCUGACAGUGCAGACUGAUAUCUAGCAUCAAGAUAUAUGUAUGAGAGAAACGUAUCUAUCUGGGGUAGGGGUGGGAGGGUUGGAGGCGGGUAUCAGACAGUGCCCUGGAGGGUUGGGAGUGGGCCCUGCACCUGGCUUCAGUGGGGAAGGGAGUUUAGAGCAUGAACCCUGCCUCAAGUGGAGCAACUAGAGGGAGGAGCUGCCCCAGGGGCUGAAGAUGGUGGGAGGAGGCCUGUCUAAGAGGAGAAGGUUGGGGAGCCAUUAUCUUUGCCCUUGGACUUGAACAGUUAUGAACUUCAGGGCCCAAGGAGCAUCCCACCCCUUCUCUCCCCAGGGAGCCUUCUCAGAGGUGGCUCAUCUACCUCUGGUCCCCCUUCUGCUUCCCAUGGUGUGCAGGCAGCUCCCAAGCUUCCCCUGUCCCUCCCUGCUCUGGUGGUCUGUCCCCAAUCUCUUCUCACUCUCUUCUCACUAUCCUGGUGCCGGCUGUUCUGGGGCAAUCACCAGCCUAUUGGCUAGUUUGCUGUGUCUCUUAAAUGAAACUAAGAUCUCUGUAGGUUUUUUUUUUUUUUUUUUAAAUAAUGAGAUUAAAAAAUGUUGAAUCUUUAUUUUAACUGGUAACACCACUGCUUUUAUUUUAACUGGUAACACCUAACCCGUUGAGGUUGAGUUGGGAAAACAAAUUUAUGAUUCAGAUUCAAUUCCAGUUAAUGUAUGAAAUACCGGUUUGAACUGGUUCUCCGAUUCCACUAUGAGUCCAGAUGGGCAAAUGAGAUCAGCAUUGGCCUGACUGUCCCUGGGGGCUGCAGAGGCAGCACAGGGCGGCUUGGUCAUUAGUUGUCCCCAGCAGAGGGCUCUGGUAAUUGCUAAGGCCAAAGAGGUCAGUCAGUGUCAGUCUCUCUCUGUGCUCAGGAUACUGGAACCCUAGAGCUAGCUGGGCUUCCUGGAGCAGAUGCUGCUGCCCCCAUUGUGAUUUGGGAGCCCGGGCUGAGCAGCUGCUGCUGCAGAGCGGAUCUGUGCUGGGACAGACCAUCACUAAGGCCCCCUCUAUGCCCAGCCGAGGGGGUGCUUCCUCCUGUGGCUGGAACUAUCCCCCUGGGGCAGCUCCUGGCUUUGCUGGCAUCAACUCCUGAGUCAGAGACUGCAGGUGAUGAAAUUGACCUCUGGGGGUAAGUGCAGGGGGCAGGCAGGAAAGUGACUCUGCACAAAUGGCCCCUUGUUGGCCCAUCUCUGCUCCCGGGUGUCUGCGAGUCCCAGAGCUGCUGCCCCCGACACACCCAGGCUCACACUCCUGUUAGCAGUGACAGUAGCUAUUGGAGAGGAAACGCCCACAGGCAUGGCGGGACAGGAAUCAGCUCUUCCAUGAAGAAGGGAGAGGGGAGAGUCUGAAAGUGGCAGCAGGAGCAAUAAGUGAGGAGGGAGGUUCCAACCCAGUUUCCAAUUCAGAUUGACUUUCCUGGGAAGAAGGUGAGGAGCAGAGAGAGGAAAAGCCAAGUGCUGCCUCUGCCUAGUCCCCGCGCUGCUGGGGGAAUGUGCUGCCCUGGGGACAGUGUCGGGGGGAUCCCCCAAAGUGGAGCUUUUGAUUCUGCUCUUUUCUAGCAUUUGGCUCAGAGACUCUGUUCCUGGGAGGGUUUAAAAGUGUCUCGUGGAUUUAGUCCUGGUGGGAGGGGUCAGGUCUGUGUUGUACAAAGGUAACUGAGGGUUUUCCCAGCAUGGCAGAGUCUAGAGUUUCAGCCGUGUUAGUCUGAAGCGUAUGCUCAAAUAAAUUGGUUAGUCUUUAAGGUGCCACAAGUACUCCUUUUCUUUUUGAGAGUCUAGAGUGUCUGUCUGGAGGGAAAGAGCCUGGGGGGAAUCGAGGUGUGAAAUGGACUAAUGCUAAUUCAAAAACCUCCCCAGUUGCCCUUCUCACCCUGACAGGCUGCAGAAUAACGACCCAUUUUGCUCCAGAUCAUCCCAUCUUCCUAGGGUCCUGGGCAGGGAAAUGGCUGUGGUGGAUCCAGCUCAGAUGCCGGUGACCUUUGAGGAGGUGGCUGUGUACUUCACCGAGGGGCAGGGGGCUCUGCUGGACCCCGGUCAGAGAGCCCUCUACAGGGACGUCAUGCAGGAGAAUUAUGAGACUGUGACCUCGCUGGGACUCCCCAUUCCCAAACCUGACCUGAUCAUCCGGCUGGAAGCAGGGGAAGAGCCGUGGGUCCCAGAUCUCCCGGCCUCCAAGAAAAGGAAGAUCACAAGAGACACCUGCACAACAGGUGAUGAGACAAUGAGUGAGAAUGAGGACGAGAAUCCACUGCAGGAAUGUCCUGAACAAGUGGAACUGCAGGGGACCUUAUUGAGACAAGGUGAAGGGAAUUUUUCCCAGUGCUUGGAACAGAGAAAAGCCUGGAGUAAUUGGCACAGGUCAGAGAGGAAGCUGGGAAACUGCCAAAGGAAUAAAGUGUAUGAAUCUAUCGAAUGUGGCAAGGAUCCCAAAGAAACCACAAUUCAGCAGACAAAUGAGAAUGAAAAGAACGCCUAUAAAUGCUUGGACUGUGGGAAAAGUUUCAGUCAUCGCUCAAAUCUUACUAGACAUGGGAGAAUCCACACUGGAGAGAGACUUUAUAAAUGCUUAGACUGUGGAAAAAGCUUCAGUCGGAGCUCAAAUCUUAUUAGCCAUAGGAUAAUCCACACUGGAGAGAAACCCUAUAAAUGCUUGGACUGUGGGAAGAGCUUCAGUCAGCGCUCAGGCCUUAUUAACCAUGGCGGAGUCCACAUGGAAGAGAACCCCUAUAAAUGCUUGGACUGUGGGAAAAGCUUCAGUCAUCGCUCAAAUCUUACUAGACAUGGGAGAAUCCACAUGGGAGAGAGACUUUAUAAAUGCUUAGACUGUGGGAAAAGCUUCAGUCGGAGUUCAAAUCUUAUUAGCCAUAGGAUAAUCCACACUGGAGAGAAACCCUAUAAAUGCUUGGACUGUGGGAAGAGCUUCAGUCGGAGCUCAAAUCUUAUUAGCCAUAGGAUAAUCCACACUGGAGAGAAACCCUUUAAAUGCUUGGACUGUGGGAAGAGCUUCAGUCAGCGCUCAGGCCUCAUUAGCCAUAGGAUAAUCCACACUGGAGAGAACCCCUAUAAAUGCUUAGACUGUGGGAAAAGCUUCAGUCGAAGCUCAAAUCUUAUUAGCCAUAGGAUAAUCCACACUGGAGAGAAACCCUAUAAAUGCUUGGACUGUGGGAAGAGCUUCAGUCAGCGCUCAGGCCUUAUUAACCAUGGUAGAAUCCACAUGAGCAAGAACUCCUAUAAACGCUUGGACUGUGGGAAGAGCUUCAGUCAGCGCUCAGGCCUUAUUAGCCAUGAGAGAACCCACACAGGAGAGAGACCCUAUAAAUGCUUGGAAUGUGGGAAAAGCUUCAGUCGGAGCUCAAAUCUUACUGCUCAUAGGAGACUGCACACUGGAGAGAGACCCUAUAAGUGUUUGGACUGUGGGAAAAGCUUCAGUCGGAAGGCACAUCUUAUUAGACAUGGGAGACUCCACACUGGUGAGAAACCCUAUAAAUCUGUGGUUCUCAAACUUUAACAACCCGAGGACCCCCCUUUAAUUGAAAAAUUUUCAAGGACCCCUGCAAGCCCACUGCUCAGCCACAGGCUCCACUCCCACUCCACCCCUUCUCCCAAGCCCCCACCCCUGCCCCUCCUCUUCCCUGCCUCUUUCUGCCUCCUCCCCCAAGCGUGCCCCGUCCCCACUCCUCCCUCUCCUGCCCAGUGCCUCCUGCACACUGCUGAACAGCUGUUUUGUGGCAUGCAGGAGUGACUGGGAGGGAGGGGGAGAAGUUGAUCAGCGGGGACAGCAUCCCCGGACAUGACUCGUUGACCCACUGGAGUACCCUUACGGACCCCUGGACCCCAGUUUGAGAAACCCUGCUAUAAAUGCCUGUACUUCAGGAAGAGCUUCAUUUAUUGCUCAAGUCUUAAUUAACCGUGAGAGAAACCAUGCAGGAGAGAGACCCUAUAAAUGCUUGGAUUGAGGUAAAAGCUUCAUUCAGCACUUGGGCCUUAUUAACCAUGGGAGAAUCCAUAUGGGGGAGAGACCCUAAAAAUGCCUGCAGUGUGAGAAAAGUUUCAAUGCACCAUCAGCCCUUAUUAUACGUCAGAGAACCCAUAGAGGAGAAGAACCCUAUAAAUACUUGGAUUGUGGGAAAAGCUUUAAUCAUUUCACAUCUGAGAACCCACACAGGAGAUAAAACCUGUAAGUGCCUGCACUGUGGGAAAAGCUUCAGUGAGAGCUCAAAUGUGGACACAAGAACAAAUGGAUAUAAACUGGCAAUCAGGAAGUUUAGACUUGAAAUUAGACAAAGGUUUCUAACCAUCAGAGGAGUGAAGUUCUGGAACAGCCUUCCAAGGGAAGCAGUUGGGGCAAAAGACCUAUCUGGCUUCAAGAUUAAACCUGAUAAGUUUAUGGAGGAGAUGGUAUGAUGGGAUAACAUGAUUUUGGCAAUUAAUUGAUCUUUAACUAUUCACGGUAAAUAGGCCCAAUGCUUUGUGAUGGAAUGUUAGAUGGGAUGGGAUCUGAGUUACUACAGAGAAUUCUUUCCUGGGUAUCUGGCUGGUGAGUCUUGCCCACAUGCUCAGGGUUCAGCUGAUCGCCAUAUUUGGGGUCGGGAAGGAAUUUUCCUCCAGGGCAGAUUAGAAGAGGCUCUGGGGGUUUUCACCUUCCUCUGCAGCAUGGGGCACGGGUCACUUGCUGGAGGAUUCUCUGCACCUUGAAGUCUUUAAACCAUGAUUUGAGGACUUCAGUAGCUCAGACAUAGGUGAGAGGUUUAUUGCAGGAGUGGGUGGGUGAGAUUUGGUGGCCUGCAUUGUGCAGGAGGUCAGACUAGAUGAUCAUAAUGGUCCCUUCUGACCUUAAUAUCUAUGAAAUCUUAUUAUACGUAAGACAAUCCACACAAGAGAGAAAUCCCAUAAAUGCUUAGGUGAUGGGAAAAGCUUCAGUCCUAGAUCAUACCUUACUAAACAUUUCAGAAUCCACAUGGCACAGUAUCCACAAAAUGCCCCAACUGUGGAAAAAUUUUAAUUUGAAGAUCAAACCUUACUUCACAUCAGACAAUCCACAUGGGAGAGAGAACCCAUAAAUACUUGGAUUGUGGGAAAAGCUUCAAUAACUGCAGGGAAAGAUUCAGUCUAACUCACACAUUGUUCCCCAUCAGAUAAUUCACAGAAGAAAGAGCUUGAAUGUGGGGGUACUUUCUUUUGGUGCUCACACGGCAUCAAGCAUCAGCAAAUCCAAACAGGGAGGAGCCCUCUCAGACCUCCUUAGCAUGGAAAAUGCUUCAGUUGGAGCUAACACCACAUUGAACAUCAGAGACUCCGCCACACAGGAGAGAAAUUCUCUCAGUGCCCUGACUAGGGUUGACCAUAAUAAAAACUCCAUUUCCUAAUUCCCACACACAGCAGUGGCAUUUGGCUCCCAGGUAUCCAGCUGCCCAUGUCUGGGGACAGGUUCCAGCAGCAGCUGACCCUUAGCUGUUCAGGGACCUUCUGGCUUUGCUUGGUCUAAGAAAACCCCAGGCAGAGGAGGAGGAGAAGUCCUUAUCAGCCCCUCUUCCCUGCUGCAGUCCUGGCUGCUGAACUGAUGGGCCUUUCUGCCUCCUGGGAACCUGCUGAGGAAUGGGAGAGAGAAACUCCUCCGGAAGCUCCCUCUGCCUGGAUGAAGUUCUCUUCUUUCCUUUCCCUUCCCUGAUGUGAUGCCCUUCCCAUGGAGGCUAGGAGGGAUAUUUGAGCCAGGCCCAACAUUCACCCUGAACACCUGUCCCCACCCCCAUUUUCCUGCAGCCCCUGGGCUGGUUUCCCCCACUUACCUGGAGCUGGUACCUGCAGAGUGAGUAUCCCUGGGGCUGACAACUCUUCCCCUCCCUAAAUCCCUGAAGAUGCUGGAUUCCGGGGAAUCAAAUGUGAAGGGACCAGGAGGGAUGGGUUUUGGGGCGGAAACUGCUCUAUCGGCAUAUAGAGAUAAGCCCAACGGAUGUGAAGGGCUUCAAAAUAUGCUUGCUUGGAAACUAACCCCAAUAAACAUUUCAUUGUUUGCA
This is a messenger RNA of Chelonia mydas (Green sea turtle), 7162 nucleotides long. RefSeq names its product zinc finger protein OZF. The transcript has 4 exons. The coding region runs from base 3091 to 4656 and encodes 521 amino acids. The record is from RefSeq and is a predicted model, not a curated record. Gene Ontology annotation, biological process: regulation of DNA-templated transcription. Lineage: Eukaryota; Metazoa; Chordata; Testudines; Cheloniidae.